AUGAAUCCCAACUGCUGCCCGGGCGGAAUUGUGUACCCCACGGAGAAGGUGAACGCUGUCUGGACCUUCUGGCAUAAAGCAUGCUUCCACUGUGAGACCUGCAAGAUGACACUCAACAUGAAGAACUACAAGGGCUACGAGAAGACGCCCUACUGCAACGCACACUACCCCAAGCAGUCCUUCACCAUGGUGGCUGACACCCCGGAAAACCUCCGCCUCAAGCAACAGAGCGAGCUCCAGAGUCAGGUGCGCUACAAGGAGGAGUUUGAGAAGAACAAGGGCAAAGGCUUCAGUGUGGUUGCAGAUACACCGGAACUCCAGAGAAUCAAGAAGACCCAGGACCAGAUCAGUAACAUAAAAUACCACGAGGAGUUUGAGAAGAGCCGCAUGGGCCCCAGCGGGGGCGAAGGCCUGGAGCCUGAGCGCCGAGAUUCCCAGGACAGCAGCUACCGGCGGCCCCAGGAGCAGCAGCAGCCGCCCCACCACAUCCCCACCAGCGCCCCGGUUUACCAGCAGCCCCAGCAGCAGCAGGUGGGACAGUCUUAUGGUGGCUACAAGGAGCCUGCAGCCCCGGUGUCCGUACCGCGCUGUGCCCCAGGCGGGGGCGGGAAGCGGUACCGCGCUGUGUAUGACUACAGCGCCGCCGACGAGGACGAAGUCUCCUUCCAGGACGGGGACACCAUCAUCAACGUGCAGCAGAUCGACGAUGGCUGGAUGUAUGGGACCGUGGAGCGCACCGGCGACACGGGGAUGCUGCCGGCCAACUACGUGGAGGCCAUCUGA
Puma concolor (puma) is the source of this 783-nucleotide messenger RNA. The record is from RefSeq and is a predicted model, not a curated record. NCBI's taxonomy places the organism in Eukaryota, Metazoa, Chordata, Mammalia, Carnivora, Felidae.